CCGGAAGUGGCGCGGCCGGCCGGAAGGCGAUCGCUGCCGGGGCGUCUGGGCUCUGCGGGCGUCUGGGCUCCGCGGGCUGCGUCCGGCCAGGAUGGUGUGCGAAAAGUGUGAAAAGAAACUUGGUAGAGUCAUCACUCCAGACACGUGGAAGGAUGGUGCCAGGAAUACCACAGAAAGUGGUGGAAGAAAGCUGAACGAAAAUAAAGCUUUGACUUCAAAAAAAGCAAGGUUUGAUCCAUACGGAAAGAACAAGUUCUCCACUUGCAGAAUUUGCAAAAGUUCUGUUCACCAGCCUGGCUCUCAUUACUGCCAGGGCUGUGCCUACAAAAAAGGCAUCUGUGCAAUGUGUGGGAAAAAAGUUUUGGAUACCAAAAACUACAAGCAAACAUCUGUUUAGUAGUACUGAUGAUGUUCCUGGCUUUCUGUAUGAUUUUCUGCUUUGAAUUGUCAAAAUAACUUAGAUGCUCAAGUUACAAAAGAAAACAUUUUAUGACAAUUAUGUUUUUCCAGGGUACUUGAUUGAUCUUCAUUCUUUUACUCUGAAGAAGUUGGGAAUAGUUGCAGUGUAAAGUCUCUGCCUGAAAUCAUUUUCCCUCAAAAGCAUUUUAUUGGACUGGAAAGAGUGGCAGAUUUAACAAAAAGAAAUGUUGUCAGUUCUGUAUGCACUUUUUAUUUAAUAUUAUUCAUAUAGUUCUUAUCUUCUCUAUAGCUAAUGCAAAAGUCAGGAUAUUGUUGGUCUUUUGCUUUGAAUUUGGCAUUUAGAUCUAUAAUUUGUCCUUACCCUAGUUGGUUGAGUGGUCCUUCGAAUCAGCAGGGGUUUGGUUAGUUGUAGUUUUAUGGGGUAUUUAAAUAUCUGAGACCGUUAUUACCAAAUGGUUUUACAGUUAUUACCUUGGACCCAGUGAAACACGUUAUAUUAAUUAACCUUUAAAAUUUGUUCUUGAAACCAGAGUGCCAGUACCUUUCAUAUUGGUAUCAACAAGAAAAUAAAGGAUGCCUAAGUGAAUGCACUGGAUUUUUAAAAAAAUGUUAUGUGUAUUACCUUAAAUUCAAAAUAUCUUGAUAACUAGGAGGACAGUGUUCUUCCACGAUGAUGCAUAAUGAAAAUUUAUCACCACUCUCUGGAAAAGCUCUUUUAAACAGAACCUAAACUUAUAUUUUACCUCCUCCUCUACGCCUUUUCAUCCCCCCCCCCCCCCAGAGAAAUAAAUAGAUAAAGAAAUAAAACAAAUAUUUUGAGUCUUUUCAAAUAUAUAAUAAACUACUAAGUUUAAUGUUUCAAACUAAGAUUGUUCCUUUCUUGCCUUUAGGGAUUUAGAAUGUAGACCUUUAAAACCUAUUUUGGAAAACCAAAAAUGUGUUCAUAUAACCAAGUGCAGUAUGUUUGAGUGUGUAUCACAGUAAUAGAAUGGACAAUAUGGUCUGCUUAGUAUUCUUUACUCAUAUUUGUCCUAAAUUAUUAUAGAAAGUUUUUAACAUUUUAACUGUUUAUCUGAAGGUUUUCAAGUGUUCUUCUAGGAUGCUUUGUUAUUAAAAGAUCACAAAAAUACUGCAAAAUGGAAUAAAUAGCAAUGGCUCUGAGGACAGGAAGCAUUUUCUCGUGUGUAAAUCAAUUUUGGAUUUUUGUUUUUUCCAAUUAAAGUCAGCCUAAGGGCCUGGAGAGAUAGUACAGAGGUUAAGGACCUUGCCAGAGACCCUAGUUCGAUCUCCCAUCACUACAUUUGGUCCCGAGCACAAGGAGAGAUCACCAAGCACAGAACAAAGGAGUAAGAAGCCCUGAGCACUGCUGGGUGUAGCCCAGACAUGCCGCCCCCCCCCCUUAAUGUAACUUAAGGGGGCAGUAAAGAAUUUAGAUAAACAGUGGUCCAGAUCCCCUAGAAGUUGGUUUGUUCAACUUUGGGAAAUGUACAUUUGUUAGGUAUUAGCUAGGAUUUGUACCUAAAGAAAGCUCCCAAAGCAAACAUGAACUUAAUCCAUAAAAACAAUGUACUGAGAUGACAAAAUUAAGGCCAAACUUAGCAUUUAUCAAAAUAAAUGUAAAAGUAAUAAAAUACAAAUUUUUCAGAAUUUCAGAUUGUGUUUGGCAAGAUAAUACAACAGACUAGAGCAUGCGCUUUGCAAGCAGGAGCCUCGGUUUGGUCCCCGUGCCGGAAGUGACCCCAAGCACUGAGCCAAGAGUAGCCCCUCAGUGCUGCUGGCUAUGGCCUCAAAACAAACCUGACAAUAGACUCUCACUUGAAUAUCUAUAUGAGCAAAUACUAAUAGAACACUCCUGGAUACUGAUCAUUAGAAGGUACAGCUGUCACGUGCAUAAGAAUUACGUAUGCAGGCGUUCUGCGUGUUUAAGGGAAACGGAGGCUUUUAGAACUGUGGCGUGGAAUUGGAGGUGGAGGGGACUGUUUAUAGUGGUCAACCGCCUAACACCUUACCUGGGGGAGCUGGAGAAUACUAACUGUAGUAUCCUAUAUGUAUAUAUAUAUAUGUAUAUAUGUGUAUAUAUAUAUGUACACACACAUAUAUAUGUACACACACAUAUAUCUGCACGUCUGUGUAUUUGUUUUGAGCAUUUUAAGAAAUGUAGACAUCUUUUUGCACUCUAACAUCUGGAUUGCUCCUCAUCCUUGCUCUACCAUAUUCUCUUUCUGCAUCCUUUGACCCAUUUGAGACUCUGUUGCACACACUGAGAUUUCUGUUGCUCAGGGCUCACUCCUGACAAGCUCUAGAUCCCAUGGAUCAAACCUGAAUCAGCCAUGUACAAGACAGGCACCCUACCUGCUGCACUAUCACUCUGGCCCCUUUACUCUGUUCUUUAAUACAUUAAUCAUUUGUCAUUCAUUACCACAUUUUCAGUACAAUUACCAAAUUUAUAAAUUGAGCGUUCAAUACUUUCACCUAGUCUUUCACCUAAAAACUUCCUCAUUUUUAUUGCCCUUGUUUUUAUUUCUCAUUGAUGUGGCAUUGGAUUGGAACAUCAUAUAGGUUCCAGGGAUGCAUCAUUACUAAUUAAUUAAUUAUUACACCAUGAUCACCUUUCCUGUUACAGUUUCAUCUGUGCCCUUGGUAAUUUUUGUCAGCUGAGCAGCCAAGAGUGUAUUCCUCAUUAAAAUAGUUCCUUCCUUGA
This is a messenger RNA of Sorex araneus (European shrew), 3121 nucleotides long. RefSeq names its product CXXC repeat containing interactor of PDZ3 domain (gene CRIPT). Gene Ontology annotation, cellular component: dendrite. The record is from RefSeq and is a predicted model, not a curated record. Gene Ontology annotation, biological process: cytoplasmic microtubule organization. Gene Ontology annotation, molecular function: PDZ domain binding; microtubule binding. Lineage: Eukaryota; Metazoa; Chordata; Mammalia; Eulipotyphla; Soricidae. The transcript is spliced from 5 exons. Bases 92 to 397 code for a protein of 101 amino acids.